CGCCCCAGAUUGCGCCACUGCGCCGGCCGCCGGCCACGGGUGCCCACAGAGCACGCUCGCGACGCACGCAGCACCUCAUGGCGGCACGCUGCACAAUAGAGGGCCCCACUAGCGGAAAUGCGGAGUCGGGGUCCGGCCGACGUGCAGGCGAGCAGCCGCCGGCCGCCGGCUGGCAACGACGUGCACGGAGCACCUUCGGCGAAAGCGUCUCGUCCCAGGAGCGCAUCCGUCGCAAGAGUUUGCCCCCUGGAGCAUGAAGGCUGCUCUCGGACGUGUCUGCUAGCGGGUCGGCAUCGCGCUAGCGCACCGAGCACGACUGAAGGAGCAGAUCUUCUUUGCUCCCUCGCCCUCGCUAGCUCGCGCUCUCCGUCGCUUGCGCCCGUGCAACGUGCGGCUCUACCUGGCGCCGCGCGGGAUGGCACAGACCUCUGCGCUGGCACUCUCACCCAAAGACGCCAUACGCUCCACGACGCUAGCGGCGAAGCUGGCGCCGGCUUGUCUGUUCUGCGCACGGAGGCUGCAGCGCCGGAGCAGUUGCGUCCGCGCGAUGGACGGAGGAUCUCAUUCGGACCAGAAGAUUGCCCAUGGGUGGCGCAUCCGGCCACACAUCGCCCAUUUGCAGAGGCCAGAGUGCGCUGAGAAUAGGUCGCCUCUGAGUCGCUCGUGAUUGCACUCUCGCGCUUGGCCGCAGCGCGCCUGCUGGUCGCACGCAAUUGUCAUCAGCCAAUGCCCGCUUCGCCCAGGAAGCCCUUACGGGGACUUUACCGAGCGCCGGCCAACUGGUAGCGCUCCCUCUUCUUCGGCUCCAGCGUGCGGAAAUCAUCUGACUGUGCGCAGAAUCACGACACUGUGAUGGCAGAUUUGCAAGUCACGCUGGCUGGUUGGCCUGCAAGGGUCUGUGCCGUGUGG
This is a messenger RNA of Tilletiopsis washingtonensis, 909 nucleotides long. RefSeq lists its product as hypothetical. NCBI's taxonomy places the organism in Eukaryota, Fungi, Basidiomycota, Exobasidiomycetes, Entylomatales. The record is from RefSeq and is a predicted model, not a curated record. Bases 118 to 639 code for a protein of 173 amino acids. The transcript has a single exon.